This is a messenger RNA of Trichosporon asahii var. asahii CBS 2479, 594 nucleotides long. RefSeq lists its product as uncharacterized. NCBI's taxonomy places the organism in Eukaryota, Fungi, Basidiomycota, Tremellomycetes, Trichosporonales, Trichosporonaceae. The record is from RefSeq and is a predicted model, not a curated record. The coding region runs from base 1 to 594 and encodes 197 amino acids. The transcript has 2 exons.
AUGCCAGGAAAUACCUCUUUGCGACUGACUUCCUCUGACACUCAAGCUUCAUCGUCGAAACACCACCGAAUGUCCACCAAGAAGCCCUACGCCGCACCGGAAUUGCCAGUCGAGGUCGAGAACCAGACUCCGCCACAGGCCGCUGUUGCCACCCAGUCCAACGACAUCGACAUGGCCGACUCGGACGAGAUCGACGAGUACCCAUUGCGCUUCUAUUCCGACGAGGAAGACACCGACCCAGAAGAUCUCGACUACGAUCCCGAGUCCCGCCCGACAUCCCCGAUGUCGCUGACUGAGAGCGAGCGCGGUGACUUCGCCGGCGUGCUGAAGGACCUGCACGAGUACGACACGGACCCGAUUGUGCCUCCGCCGCCGGAACAGAUUCAGGGCGCACUCGCGCUGUACACGGAGAAGGAGCUCGAAGUGCUUCGCAAUGCGUACGAGAUGGUCUACGGACGGCCCGCUAGGUGGUUCAAGGAACAGUCGGAGGAGCCUAUGGAGGAGAGCGCGGCAGGUGACAGCGAUGACGCUGACGAAUCGGCCGUCCUUGUCGACAAGGCAGAGGCGAGCGGGGAGGAAUGGGUCAGCGUCUAA